GCUGAUGACUGCUGAGGGGAGGGUACGUGUGAGGCGCAGUACGCCGGAUCCCCCAGCAGGUGGCGCCCGCUGACCUACCGCUCCUGCACGGGGAGCCCAUGACAGCGCUGUUACCCGCCAUGGGCGGCGGGGGGCGCCAGAGGCGCGGGCGGAAGCAGAGCGGCGUUUCCGGUGCACAGCGGGGCGGCCAUAUUACAGGAUUUUUUUUUACUUUUUUAUUAUUUUGCGUGUAACAGCGGCAGCUGCCGGGCGAGCGGGGAGUCACCGACAGGGGGAGCGGCGCCCGGCACACAGCAGAGCUCUGUCAAACCAAGGUACACUGCAAACUGAUGCCAUGAAUGUUAAGAAGGCUGCAAUGGAGGAGAAAGCGGUCUGCUCCUGGUCACGGCUCUCCUCCGCUGGGAAGAGCGCUCUGGAAGAAGCCUUGAGGGUUUUCAACCCAAUGUCCGAAGACCUGACAGACACUGAGACGCAACUGGUGACCUUCCUGCAAGGCCUCCGCGAAGAAGGCUACCAGCCCACGAUUCUUAGCAGCAAAGAUGUCUACGGAUACAAAUCAACCACAGCCCAUACGCCACCUGGAUCGAAGCGUCCUCCCAAAACCACUUCUAAAGCAUCUUCAAAAACUCAGUCGAAAAACACAGCCUGCAAGUUGACCGCCCGGACCUUGGCUAUUUCUUUAAAUGCUGCUAAAAUUGCAACAAAGCCUCCGCCUAAAAAUUCUGCAAACGUAUUCUUGAGCUCGUUAAAACAAUCUGGCUCGGCGAAAUCACAAGUCUCAAGCGUUGGCUUUCCUUCCGAAAUGUAUCCUGGCGUUUUCCCCGCGAUGAGACUGUCGGUCGUAUUAGAAGCAUUAGUACCAUUUAAAGCAACUGCCUCCUCUUUGGAAGCAAGCCUUAAGCAACGGAAUAUAGUCGUUGCGUCCAAACAUAGCUCCAAGGGGAAAAACAAAAAGGCCUACCAGUGUUUAGUGAAACAGGCGCCGAAUGGGGCACUUUUGCACGGAACUAAUGUCAAACUUCUAAAGGAGAACCACGCCUGUAAAGCUUUUGGGAUUUUGAACGGGAGAAUCCUGCUGCAUUCUAUCCCCUGCUGCAAUGGUAUGACCCAGACCAAACCAGCCUCUAAUGUACAGACAAAUGGGAAACGCCUGCAGGGUAAGAAACGGAAGCAGAGUAAGGUUCUUCAGGAAGCGCCGGCUAAUAAGAAAAUAAAAAUUGUCAUUCCGUUGACUAAAAAGUCGACUUUUGAUAAAAACAAAUAUAACUUGCUGAAGUCUAAAGUUAUCAAAGUAGACAAAUCAUUCUCCGAUGAGGAGGUAAGGAGGAAAGCCCAACAUAUAUUAAAAGUCAACCUCUCUCCAGUUCUCCAAAUCCAGCCUUUGUUCCUUGACCUCCAAUAAAUAGUUUGUCGUCUCCUCUGAAGUACUGUAUCUUUCCCCCCCAACGCUUCCAAAUGUCGAAGCUUUGCAAACCUAUCCCGAUAUUUUCUUUUUUCCUUUUUCUUUUUUCCUUUUUCUUUUUUUUUCUUCCCUCCUUAAACGAAAGCUGCUGUUUUGGAAUCCUCCUCUCCUUUAGUUCCGUGGCCAUUUUUAGUCACUUUAUUUUUUACAGUAUACCUGCGCGCAAAUGCUACCGAACACACACAAACAUGUUUCGCAAACAGAUGAUUGAGGGAAAAAAAUCUAUAUAUAUCUAUAUGUACUGAAACCCGGGUCACAAAUGUCUCUUUUGCAGUCCUAGCAAGUUUUGAUACAUGGCAAUAUGUAUAUUUUGUGCAAUAGUUAAGAACAUUUUCCUAAGGUUUAUGCACUGUGAUUUUGCUUCUAUGUAUUUUCUGUUUAUUUAAUUGACUAGAGACUGUUGUACAAAAUUUUAUUUUUUACUGUACUGACUUGGACUAAGGUGGCAGGGUGGCUUUGCUGAAACUUAAAUUUAGGGGCAGAUAUACGAUAUAGGAAAUUGGGUACAGAUUAAUUGGGCAUAUCAUUAUGAUCUGAAUGAAAAUGGCUGAGACAGAUUUAUAAAUAUUUUAUUUGCCAUGUCGGAGCCGUGGAGCGUAAAUAAAUCCAGACAGAUCACUGAUUUAAUGUUAGUGCUGCUGAAGUGUCUGACUUGCUCUCUGCUUGACAUUGGGGUCUGCGGUGAACAGAGACUGUGACCCAAAUGUCUCUGUCCAAUGACUAAUAUACAAUCAAAGAUGUGUAAACUAUUGGCACCUACUUUACAAAACUUUCAGCAAAGCCGCCAGCAUAAUUUAGGCCUCAGGAACAUUGCGGCAGUUUUAGCCCGGUCGGUGGUAACCUUUGCUCCUUCCCAGGAGUGUGCGGCCAUUAUUUUGGCUUGUAUCCAAAGGAAGAGAACCAUUGAAUGAAAGGGCACCGUUCUCCGAUGCAAAAAGUGACAGCAGUAGUAUUUAGGUGUAAUAAUGCAUAAUAAUGGCAGGGUUUCAACCCCAAUAUGAAAGGUUAUGGCAUUCUCUGUAAGGGUUAGAUGAGCAUCGGACUGGCAGUGUACACCCAGUGUUCAUUAAACUGUACUAUGGGCAUCAUUCUGUACUGAAAACUCGCUGCAGUUCUUGGCAGCGCAGCAAUCGGGUCAGAACUGCGCAUGGCUGAUGGCUGUGGUUGCCUAGCGAUCGCCUCUGCCUGAUUGACUGGGAGGGGGCGGCGUUUGGCCGCUGUUUUGUGGGCUCGGUUCGGCCAACGCAGGCAUGGCCAAACCGUGCGGGCCGCAGCGGCUGCGUGGAGCUGCGCUGGCUGGGAGUUACUCUACAAGUAUUAAAGCAUCGCCGCUGUGCAGUGCGUUUGUACUUGUGGGGGGGUAGCCCGGCCUGACAUGCGGGGCGGACUAGCCCUGUGCUGGGUGUCCCCCCGCAUGUCGGGGAAGAUGAUCGUAGCUGUGCUAAAUUUAGCACAGCUACCAUCAGGUUGGAAUGACCCCCUCUAACACAGUCCGUCACACGGGCCUUGUAGGAUGAGGGACUACGUUCUGUCCCAUUGUCCUUUGCUCAUUUCCUUAUACUGUCCAUGUUCAUAGUCUGAUGCCUUUAUAGUGUGGGUAUGAGUGACCGGAGCAUACCGGGUACCGGGCUAAAACACUGUUGUGUCUAAGGCAUUAUUCAUUUCUAAAGUCUUCAAAAGUGUACCUUCCGUUGCCGAAGAGAGAAAUAUUUUUCUAUCGUUUCCUUGAAGUGUUUUUAUUUUUACCGUGCCUCUGUCGCACAGAGUGGAGGCAGCCAUCUUUGUGGCCACUAACUAUAUCCGUGAGAAUGCCGUUUCCUAACUUGUAAUGUUGCUUAGGGGCGCUUCGCGAAUCCAUGCGAGCCGUUGCCUCGAGCCGCAAAGCGUCUGCCUCCACUUCCUGUAAAUUCUGUGAUUUACCGUUAAUGCAGGCUAUUUUUAUACUUGCUGUAGUUUUGUCUUGCCAAUGUACGUUACAGGUAACUGGUUAAUUUAUCAUCUUUUAUAUUUAUCAUCUGCCUACAAAAGCAGCCAUGUCUGUUUAAUAAAAAAAUGUAGGGAAUUUC
Messenger RNA from Pseudophryne corroboree (corroboree frog), 3528 nucleotides. It is a transcript of the gene CCDC71, whose product is annotated as coiled-coil domain containing 71. NCBI's taxonomy places the organism in Eukaryota, Metazoa, Chordata, Amphibia, Anura, Myobatrachidae. The record is from RefSeq and is a predicted model, not a curated record. Bases 335 to 1402 code for a protein of 355 amino acids. The transcript has 2 exons.